AUGAUGAGGCUUCGAACCACUACAUUAUACGUAGAUUAUUCACAUCUGUUAUCCACCGAAAUAUCUCUUGCCAAUGCUAUCAGAGAUCAAUAUUAUCGGAAUCCAGUCCUUAGUAGAAAAUUUGAUCCAGAUUACUUACAUAUAAACAAUCAAACUCAUUCACCAAAUUCAACAGGUUUAAUUAAUCGACAAUUCAAUUUAGCUAUAAGUAAUUUACCAUUAGUGAUUGGUAUUCGACAUUUAAGAACUAAAAAAAAUGGAAAAUUAAUGUCAAUUGGUGGUACGAUUACUAGAACAAGUGAAGUUAGACCUGAAUUAAUCUUUGGUACAUUUCUUUGUGAAGAAUGUAAAACGAUUGUAAAAGAUGUUGAACAACAAUUUAGAUAUACAGAACCAAAUAUUUGUCCCAAUAUUCAAUGUAAUAAUCGAACAGAUUGGAAACUUUCAAUUGAACAAUCCAUUUUUUCAGAUUGGCAAAGAGUUCGAAUUCAAGAAAAUUCAAAUGAGAUUCCAACCGGUUCAAUGCCCAGAUCAUUAGAUGUAAUCUUACGUGGAGAGAUGGUAGAAAAAGCAAAAGCAGGAGAUAAAUGUGUUUUUACUGGUACCUUUAUUGUUGUACCUGAUGUGGCUCAAUUAGGUUUACCUGGUGUUAAUACUGAAAUGAUUAGACAUGCUGGUGAUAAUGGUGGGAAAGGCGGUGGUGGUCCUGCUACUAUGGGUGUUAGUGGUUUGAAGGUUCUUGGUGUAAGAGGCUUGACGUAUAAGACAGCUUUCUUGGCGUGCAUGGUUCAAAGGGCAGAUUCAAGAGUCAAUGUCGCCAAUGUCCAGACUUUAGAUCCAGAUGUAAUCCUGAAAUCAGUUAGAUCAAUUGCACCUACAGUCUAUGGUCACGAAAUCGUGAAAAAAGGAAUUCUAUUACAAUUAAUGGGAGGAGUUCAUAAAACAACACAUGAAGGUAUUAAUUUAAGAGGAGAUAUCAAUUUAUUUUAUACAAGUGGAAAAGCAUCAUCAGCUGCAGGUUUAACAGCAGCAGUAGUCAAAGAUGAAGAAACUGGUGAAUUUACAAUCGAAGCUGGAGCAUUAAUGUUAGCAGAUAAUGGAAUUUGUGCGAUUGAUGAAUUUGACAAAAUGGAUAUUUCAGAUCAAGUUGUAAUUGAUGAAGCAAUGGAACAACAAACGAUCUCGAUUGCGAAAGCUGGAAUUCAAGCUACUGUUAAUGCUAGAACUUCAAUUUUAGCUGCUGGUAAUCCUGUGGGUGGUAGAUAUAAUAAAAAGAUGUCAUCAAGAGCUAAUGUGGCGAUGAGUGGUCCGAUCAUGAGUCGAUUUGAUUUGUUUUUUGUCGUUUUGGAUGAAUGUAAUGAGGAUGUGGAUUUUGCUAUCGCUAGUCAUAUCGUCAACGCACAUUGGUUUAGGGAUGCUGCUAUCACUCCGGAAUUCUCUACUGAUGCUCUACAGAGUCCUGAGGCUUCAGCUUUACUAGAACAAAAGUAUCGAGAUCUGAGACAGGAUGAUUCUCAGGGAUGGGGAAGGAAUUCUUAUCGAAUCACUGUUCGUCAAUUAGAAAGUAUGAUUCGUCUCAGUGAAGCUAUUUGCUCACGGUAUGGAAAUGCUUAUAACUUGCUCAGACAAUCCAUCAUACAUGUCGAAAAAGAUGAUAUCGGUCUUGAUGAUGAUGAAUAUAAUGUACCAGAAGAAGUAGAAGAAGCAAUGGCCAAUAUGGAAAUAGAAGCGCAAGCCGAAAUAAAUCCCAUUACAAACACCGAUAUGACAGACCCAAGCUCCACACCCGCACCAGCACCAGCACCAAAAGUGAAAAGAAAACCAACAGUUUCAUAUGAUAAGUAUAUGGGUAUGAUGUCUUUGAUCCUUAGUAAACUUAAUACAGUUGAAAGAGAAACUGGAGAUGGAAUGAAACGAUCUGAACUUUGUCGAUUGGGGAUAUCUGAUGGUUCAUUGAGUCUAUGGUGA
Molecule: messenger RNA, 1968 nt
Organism: Melampsora larici-populina 98AG31
Lineage: Eukaryota; Fungi; Basidiomycota; Pucciniomycetes; Pucciniales; Melampsoraceae
Exons: 9
Coding region: 1-1968 (655 amino acids)
Biological process (GO): double-strand break repair via break-induced replication; DNA replication initiation; mitotic DNA replication
Cellular component (GO): MCM complex; nucleus
Molecular function (GO): ATP binding; single-stranded 3'-5' DNA helicase activity; single-stranded DNA binding
Source: RefSeq, a predicted model, not a curated record